Messenger RNA from Spodoptera littoralis (African cotton leafworm), 2123 nucleotides. The record is from the annotation of a GenBank genome assembly. Lineage: Eukaryota; Metazoa; Arthropoda; Insecta; Lepidoptera; Noctuidae.
GGAAAAUCGUUGGGUGUCGGGUGUCGGCUAAUUUGUUCCGUCUUAAAAUGUAUUUUUGCAUUGACGAUAAAUUAGCUAAAUAAAUAAAAGUAUAUAUUUGACACACCCAAUCGGUGUGGAACCAAGAUGUUUGUUGAUACUGAGAUACUGAAGGCUAUUUCAUUUAAGGAAACAGCCAAAUUACCAUGUCGCUAUUGGGUUUUGGUGUUUCUCAGAUUUCUGUACACCAUCCUUCCGCAGCGCGGCUACAUACACCCGGACGAAUUUUUUCAAAAUGUUGAAGUGAUUGCAGGCGAUAUCUUCUCAAUCGACGUAUCAAAAACAUGGGAAUUCGACCCAAAGUUUCCAAUCAGAAAUAUAUUAGUGCCUAAAAUGAUACUCGGUCCGCCACUUCACUUCAUCCAAUUCUUCAACCCUUACUUUAAACACUAUGUUGGAAUUGAUCUGAAAACACCAUACUAUUUGUUGGUGAUACCGCGACUUUUUAUAUGUUUCUUGUCCCUUAUAAAUGACUUCUGUUUGUACAGAAUUUGCGUCUUAUACGGACAAAAUUUCAGGCACAGACUUACUAUAUUCGCCAGCUCAUACGUGGUCUUUGUCUACUGUUGUAGAAGUUUUUCAAACACGUUUGAAACGAUAUUGUUUUCGAUGCUGCUCCUCAUUGUCGCAGAAUCCAUGCAGAAGUCUGAUAAAGUCAUUUAUCAUAAUGAAUUUCUAAAAGAAAAGUAUGAAAAUGCUGCUACAACUGUCGAAAAAGUAAAGAUUUUUAAACUGUCGACACAUUUACCGCAGCAUUCAUUGAACAAUGUGAUCAUUUUAGCCACAAUCGUGGUUAUUGGUAUUUUCAAUCGUCCUACAUUCGUAUGUUUUGCUUUUGCUCCCAUUUUCUUUUGGCUCCAUCGGGGAUUGGGUUCCACAGUGGUGGGGUUCAAAGAUUUCCACUUUAGGAUAUUUACGUUCAUAGUGUGUGGAAUACCCUCGGCGUUGUUGCUUAUCCUGGUAGAUUCCGGAUACUAUGGGUACAUAACGAUGGCGGACGUAGAGUCGCUACAGAUAUCUUGGGACAAUUGGGUGGUAACACCGCUUAACUUCCUACGGUACAACUCUGAUACCGGGAACCUGAAGAAGCACGGCCUGCACCCACGCUGGUUGCACGUGGUCGUCAACGUCCCGCUGCUGUUCAACGUGCUCGGAGUUCUGGCUACUAUUAUGCUAUCUAUCAAUGCGUACAGAUUCGUUCGCGGCCAAUACAGCAAAUUACCAAGAAUCCAAAGUAUCACUGGCCUAAUGAUGUUCUCUCUAGUCAUACCUAUUGGAGUGCUUUCUUAUUUUCCACACCAAGAAGCUCGUUUCAUCGUCCCGGUUCUAGUACCACUGAUUUACCUGUUCGGCAACUACCUCUAUUCUAACGACAUCGAGGGAAGGUUUACUAGAAAGUGGAAAUUCAUAUUCCGAUACGUUUGGUAUUUAAUUAAUAUUUUACUUGCUAUAUUUUUCGGUUUCAUCCAUCAGGGAGGCAUAUAUCCGUUAGCCAAAAGCAUUCAUCAAGAUCUUAAGAGAACCAGCAACUAUGGGCAACAUACCUACGUUGUAACGACGCACAGUUACAGCAUACCGACAUAUUUACUCCAAUUGGAGAGCACCACCAAAGUGUACAAAGACAAGAAGACAGGACACAAGUACCGACUGUCGCCUACCACGUUCAUACACAAGUACGGAUCUAUACCUGUAGAGGCAUUAUUUGAUAAGGUGGAUACCAUGCUGACUAACGCCGAAAGACUGAAGGCCGAACACAAUAAGAAUUACAAGUUCAAUAUUGUCACUCCAUGUUCUCUGGAUAUUCAAGUGAAGAAGACUGCAGCUAGAUACAAUUACUUCAAGUUAGACCAGGUGGCUUCUUACUUCCCACACUUUAGUUCUGAAGCGCUCCCUACGUUUCCUGGGAUAAGACACGAAUAUUGUGCCAGAAAUUCUAGCGUUCCACCUCACAAAAUGAUUCUCGCAGAAAGACUAGGAUGUUAUUUAUCAAUGUAUUGUCUUAAACAUUAUCAGGUUAGGGUAAUAGCAACAAAACUUUAUUGAGAUUGUGUACUCGUAUGUAUUUGGGCCAGUUUGCAAUUCCA